Molecule: messenger RNA, 537 nt
Organism: Funneliformis geosporum
Lineage: Eukaryota; Fungi; Glomeromycota; Glomeromycetes; Glomerales; Glomeraceae
Source: the annotation of a GenBank genome assembly
AUGGUUGCACAAAUAGACCCAUCUACGGAUCCAACAAAUGAUACCCUUAUCACAAAUGUUGAAAAGAUGAGAGAGGAAAAUGAUGAUGAUCAGGAUAAUGUCCAUUUCGCUGAUGAUAAUAAGACUUACAUUUUUAACAAAGAUGAAAAUUUACAAGGUAUGGAAUUGAGUCCAGAAGUUUCACCGAUAAAUGAUGAAAAUAACCAUAAUGAUGAAAUUUUAUUUUUGAAAUUGUUACCAGAAAAAUUUACAAAACGUACAGAGGUAAAAUUGCCUUAUCUGAUUGAAUUACACAACAUAAUUCAUGAGAUUAAGGAAAGAACCAAAAGAUAUGGAGGUGGGGUUGAUAAUGAAGAAAUAGACGGUAUGAAAUUAUCUUUGAAGUUCUGUGAGGAUUUUAUCAAACUUCGUUCACUUAGCCGCAAAAAAAGGUCAGAAAUGGAAGAAAGGAUUAAUAAAAAACAGUCAAGUAUUCGACAAAUUGAAAGUAUGAUUUCCAAAUACGUUAAAGAUAUUGAAGUUUUACAAGAAAGAUAA